UGACGUCUUGCAUGAUGAGGUGACAGUCAUCAAUAUUUCUAUAAAUUGUAUGACAGGCAACAGGGAAAGAAACCAAGUAGAAGUUUGUUUACGAAGAAGACCGAGGAGAGAUGAGAGUCCAAGUGGUUCUCCUUUUCAGCAUCAUUGCUGUCAGCUGUGGACUGGCAAAUGGUAACUGGCUGUCAGAUUUCAUUAGAGGCGUUUCGGAAGGAAUGCAAGAUGCAUACAAGAAGGGCAAAAACGAAACGAAGCUGAAAGAAAUCAAAGAGCAUCUUGAAAAACGAAUUGCUGAGCAUCCAAAGUUCAAACACCAUAAGGAAGAUUUGCACAAUGUUAUCAAAAAAGCAGAAAAACACUUAAAGAAGCUCCACAGGAAAUUUGAAAAGCUGUACCAAACUGGUGAUGCAAAAAAAGCCAAAGAUAAGCAGAUGAAAGCAAUCAAAAAAUGGAUGUCAUCUUUGACAAAGAUAAACACAGAUGGGGAAGUUGAGCAUGGUAUUCCAUUCAUCCCAAAAAUCCUUACCCAUAAGGAUCUUUCAAAGGAGCAUAGAGAAAAGAAAGCAGAGCAAAUAUUUAAGAGUUUGGCAAAAAUGUGGGAAGAAAAAGCAAAGGAAACUGCUCAGGGUGAAGAAAAAGCCUCAGUUGAUGUUGACCAAAAGAAAAAGCCUCUUUUUGGAAAGGAUGAGAAGAUUAUCCAGCCUAAAUUUGUCAAUACUGACUUUGAGAAGCUCAAUAUGUUUGGCAAAGAUGCAAAAGAAAUCAUCCCGGAAUUCGUUAAGGAAGAGUUUGAUAAAGAGACAGAAAGAAAAAUGGAGGACAAAGAUGAAUUAAAGAAGCUACAUAAAAUUGAUAUUUUGGGAAAGGAUGAAAAGGACAUUAUGCCAGAUUUUGUGAAAAAGGAAUUUGAAAAUAUGAAGAAAAAGGAAAUGCUUGUUUUGAGGGAAGAACUUCAGAAGGGACCUGUGUUCACCGGAGAAGAAAAAAACGUACAGUUUUUAGGUGAAAGUGACAAAGAAAAGACCGACCAUCUUUUUAAGACUGAAAAGAUGAAAAAAGAGAUCAACAAGGAAUCAGAAGAUUUGGAGAAAACAGUAGAGGAAUUGAUCCCAUUUCUUGGCAAGGAAAAGAAUAAGAAUGUUCCAGAAAACCCCAUAAAGGAGAAAGCUGAGAUUAAAAAGCCUGCAAGUGGGAUGAAGACACCCGAGAAGCACAUGUUAACAACAUUUGUUGAUGGGUUGAAAGUCGUAAAAGUUAAUCCAGCAAAUUCAAAGUCGCUAGAUGAAGUGCGAGGAGAAGAAGAUGAAUCCGAGGUUGAUGAAAAAGAGGAAGAAAUGAUGAGCACAAAGAAACAAUUUGCGAAAGAGGCUAACAAGAGGCUUAAAGAUGCUGAAGACAGAAUCAUAGCUGAAGAAAAAGAGUUUGCAGAAGCUGAGAAGAAAUGGGAAGAAGAAAUAAGGAAGAAGGCAGCAGAAGAAAUUCAAAAGGAGAAAGAAAAAGAAAGCAAAACAACAACAGAAGAAGAGGAAAUUGAGGAAGAUCUUCAUGAGCAAACUGAUACUACUUUUACACCCCCUGACGACGUGCUAACAACGACUGAGCCUUUGGUUCAACAGGAAGCUGAGAAGCCGUUACUUACUUUCGAUUUUGAUGACAAAAAAGAGUAUCCUUCUGACAAACAAGGUAUAGAAAAAGAGCAAAUCUUCCCUUUGCCUAGAAGAGUUCUUGAGCCUGCAAGUAUUUUUGCCACUAACGAAAAUAAAGGCAGUGCCUUUGAAGAGAUGAGUGAGGAUGUCAAGCCAUUUUUUCAGAAGCUAGAUGAUUCCGAUUUCCGUCAAAAAUUUUUGAAUGAAGAGAAACAGUGGAUGGCAAUUGAAAAAUGGGCUGUGAACCGCCUGUAUGGCAAGAAGGGAGAAAAGUUGGUCAAGUGAAAUCGUGACUGAUCGUAAAAAGCUUUUGAUAUAGUGGAGAAGCUCCUAAAGUAUUUUGCACCAAUUUUCUUUAUUUUAUACUUUUUAGCACACUUGCACGAAUUGAUCUAUUAGAUCUUCUAGCUACAUAGACCUAUCCCGCAAAACUGUUGAUGAUAAUUACACCAUAUACAUCCUGCCCCGGUCAUCUUUAUUAGAAGAACGAACUUCAAGUAUCAAGAGCUGAAAUUUCAAAUCAUAGAAAGAGGAGAAAAUCGCUAUCCUAGUUUAUCAUAGAAAAACCUUUUGUUUGUUAUUGAGUAGUAAAUAGCAAUAUACAACUGGUGUCUGAGUUUGUAUCCCAUUGAGCUGUAUCAUUUUUAAGUAUUUAAGUGAAUUUUCAGGAAAUAAUUUUGUACCCAAAGCAUAUUUGUACCUACGUCUUUGUAAGAAGCAGUAAUUUGCCGCACCGUUUUUUAAAGAUCAAUGCCAAACAUAUAUUUCAGUAAUUUAUGGAAGUUGGUUGAUUUUUUUCAUAUUUGAAAGUUACCAGUUUUGAUAAUGCUUUGUAGUUUCUAGUAUUGCAUAUUAAAGGAAAAAGCCCAA
Rhopilema esculentum is the source of this 2513-nucleotide messenger RNA. RefSeq lists its product as uncharacterized. The record is from RefSeq and is a predicted model, not a curated record. Lineage: Eukaryota; Metazoa; Cnidaria; Scyphozoa; Rhizostomeae; Rhizostomatidae.